AUGAAGAUUCUAAGUUCAAACGAUUCUGAAGAUUGGCUGCUAAUCAGAAUGAAGGAGAUGAUGAAGCAGAAGAUGAUGAAUAGGUUUCACAAGCACAAUUCCUCUUCAGCAUCGUAUGUUGAUUUUAAAUCAGGCGAAAAACUCGAUUUCAAGUUCUCUACCCUUCAAGCUCUUCAGGAUAUGUUUAUGAUGAGGCGGCUGAAUGAUCAUGACCGUGAUGGUGUUGUUGUUGGCGGGUUCAACUAUCAAGAUGGUAGUGGUGGUAUUGUUUACGUCAUAUGCAACAACUAUCUUGAAGAAAACACGAAAAAUGGGGACAUAUGCAUACAAGGAAAAGAGAAAGAUGGAAGAUAG
Messenger RNA from Lactuca virosa, 354 nucleotides. The record is from the annotation of a GenBank genome assembly. Lineage: Eukaryota; Viridiplantae; Streptophyta; Magnoliopsida; Asterales; Asteraceae.